Messenger RNA from Rhizopus microsporus ATCC 52813, 909 nucleotides. RefSeq lists its product as uncharacterized. Gene Ontology annotation, molecular function: double-stranded DNA binding; single-stranded DNA binding; double-strand/single-strand DNA junction binding. Gene Ontology annotation, cellular component: site of double-strand break. The record is from RefSeq and is a predicted model, not a curated record. NCBI's taxonomy places the organism in Eukaryota, Fungi, Mucoromycota, Mucoromycetes, Mucorales, Rhizopodaceae. The transcript is spliced from 7 exons. Gene Ontology annotation, biological process: DNA double-strand break processing involved in repair via single-strand annealing; double-strand break repair via homologous recombination. Bases 1 to 909 code for a protein of 302 amino acids.
AUGAGUUUAGAAUCAGAAGUGGAUAGACUAAAGAAGAAUUUGGACCGAGAAAGAAUAACAGUUCGACUACAACAACAGACGAUUCAAGACCUUGAAAACAAGCUGAGAGAAUAUCAAGAUAAAAGCAACGCAGAGACACCAGAUGAACUUGAACUAGAAGAGAGCCAAUUAUUAAAGGAACAGUCUGCGAGAAAAGUGACAGAACUAGAGACAAUCAUCAAGGAGAAUAAUCAGCAACUCUUAGCUCUAAGGAACAACAUACAAGCUUAUGAAAAGCAAGUCACUGAAAAUCAUCAAGAGAUCUACAGACUACAAGAUGUGAUCCGUGAGCUACAGUCGUCACUGACGGAGAAAUCAAGCAUGAUCAAUUCACAAGCCAUGUCGAUCCUAUCAUACAAGCAUCAAAUACAAAAACUACAAAAGAAACUAGAGCUACCGAUACAUUCCAACAGUAAAUCAGCGAUGAAGCCUUACUAUAGAAAAUCACAGCCAUUAAAACAACAUACCAUCAAUUCGACGUUGAUGAGACAGCAACAACAACAAAAGCCAACAGAUACCCAACCUUCUUCUUCUUCAGGCAAAGAAAAUGAAAUUAUUGAACAACAGCCGCGGCUCCAACCAUUAGAAAAGCUUCCUAUAAGUACAUCCUCUGAACCUACAGAAUCCACUCGUGCUAGACAUGAAAGAAUCCACAUGCAUGGAGAAACCUGUGUAGCAUGCGAAAAGUUUUAUGAUACAACACCACUUCCUGAUGUUCACGAUCAAACUGUUCAAUACACGGCUUCCGAACGAAUUCAACUCCAUUCAAGACACAGACAUAGACAAAGAGCGACGACUCCGCCUGGAUUCUGGGAUAUGGAAUUUGGAUCUCCUGAGAUUGACUCGACAAGGCAUAUCCGCUUGACAUAA